Carassius auratus (goldfish) is the source of this 2432-nucleotide messenger RNA. RefSeq names its product N-acetylglucosaminyl-phosphatidylinositol de-N-acetylase-like. NCBI's taxonomy places the organism in Eukaryota, Metazoa, Chordata, Actinopteri, Cypriniformes, Cyprinidae. The coding region runs from base 238 to 1125 and encodes 295 amino acids. The record is from RefSeq and is a predicted model, not a curated record. The transcript is spliced from 7 exons. Gene Ontology annotation, molecular function: N-acetylglucosaminylphosphatidylinositol deacetylase activity. Gene Ontology annotation, cellular component: endoplasmic reticulum.
UUCCGCCUUUGAAAUUAUUCCGACCAUGAUGUUCGUUAAAGAUAAUUUAAUAAAUUAUGUCAUGCAAUUGUGCCUUUUUUGGGACAUCAACAUUAUAUGCGGAAUGUAUUUUGGAAACAGAAUUAAUACAAAGUCUUCUACAAUAUUUUUCCCCCCUUGUAAACAAUUCGCUCUGUCUGCAGGAACCAUUGGUCAGGAAACGAUGUUUCACACGGACUCUUUCAUGGCGCGGUCGAGAUGUUUGUUUUCAUUACCAUCAUAUUUGUCUUUGUGGCUUACACUAUUUCCAUUAAGUUUGUGUAUUACAGAUACAGUCAGUUAUGGCCAGACUUACGGAAUAAAAUAUCCACCCCUUUAUACACCGUCGGAAACGCGAGUUUUUGUCCAACUCAAGAGAGGUCCAACGCGCUCUCACGGAACUCGGAGGAAGACGCGCUGCGCGUGACCGCCAGCGAGACUCGAGCUCUGUUCGUCACUGCACAUCCAGAUGAUGAAUGCAUGUUCUUUGCACCUACAAUCUUAAAACUUGUUGAAUCACAAGCAGCUGUUUAUCUGUUAUGUUUGUCGACAGGUAAUUACAACAGUGAAGGACUACAGCGCAAAAGGGAACUGCUGGACAGCUGUGCAGUUCUAGGAAUCCCAACUGAACAUGUCACCAUCAUAGAUGACAAAGAGCUUCCAGAUGACCCCACGGUCCAGUGGAGCACUGCACUGAUCUCCUCUCUGAUCCUCAAACACAUCCGAAACUACAGCAUAAGCGUGGUACUGACAUUUGAUGGCAGCGGUGUGAGUGGACAUGCAAAUCAUAUUGCCAUCUACGUGACCCUCAGGCAUCUAGCUUCUGCUGGACGACUACCUGAAGGUUGUCAGAUCUUGUCUCUUCACUCCAUCAGCUUACUCAGAAAGUACGUGUCAGUCCUAGAGCUGCCGGUCAGCUGGCUCCUCCCCUCUGAUUUCUGCUGCAUCAUUGGUUGGAAAGAGUAUAAACGUGCCAAGAAAGCCAUGCUCUGUCAUCGCUCUCAGCUGCUGUGGUUCCGCCGGCUCUACAUACUUUUCUCACGCUACAUGCUUGUAAACACUUUCCAAACCAUCACCGUGGAAACAAAGAAUGUGAAGAUUUAUUAGCUAAGAUUGUCUUGGGCACCGUUCCUGUCCUGAAGUUAUGCACUGAUUUUAUGCACUGAAAUAAAGGUUUACUUCAUGUUUCUUAACUUAAUUCCAAAUAAGAUGUCAUUAAAUUACUGUACAGUGAAAGCAUAUAUCAUUGGUUCAGUCAGUAUAUCCAAACUGCAUACACUAAAGGAGAACUGCUGCCAUAAAGAACCUUAGAGAAUGUUAUACUAAACAAUACAAAGUUCUGAAAGCCGGAUUUCUGGGGAGGUGUAGGUUUUGGGGAGUUAAGCGCUUUAGUAGAGUUAGUUAAAUCCAAAACACAGAUUGUGCUGUUGAGUAUGCAGGGGAUGAAGGACAAAAUGUGAUUCUGUGUAUUGUUUACCUUUUCUGUUACCGUUGUUAUUGGACUUUGUUGUUUCUGUCGUUAUUGGAUUUAUUAAAGUAGAGUUCCAAGUAAAGCACUGUUCCAAAUGGAUCAAUAAGUAAUGUACCAAAUCUUAUGAUUCAGUACGGUUUCAAAACUGACUUGUAUUUCUGAUUUUUCUUUGAGCGAAGUCUGAAACUCUGUUAGUAUAUGUUCUGUGAUGACUUCAAACUUAUGCCACUGUAGAGCAAUGCAAUACUUUUGUUUAAUAUAAAUUUGAUAAAGAGAAAAAAAAGACUGAUUUUUUUUAAUAAAUACAUUAUUUUUACUUUAAACCUGACACCCUCAAUACAAACAGACAUUAACACAAUACAAACAUAUAUCAUAUAUCAACAAUCUUCAUUAAUCUUCAACAAAUAUCUAUAUUGUCCAAAUAAACACCAAUUUGCAUUUGCCCUGAAGAAGGUCUCGGAGGCCGAAACCUGUUGGCAUGUUUUUAAUGGAUAGCCGAGUUUAAAUAAAGGCUUUUUAACUUCUAUUCCUUGUGAGUGCCUCAGAACUGCUGUUUAUUUGGAAAACAUUUGGGAUCUCCUAGCUGAAGAGCGCCAGAGGAAUAAAUCUCUCAAUACCCAAGUAGCACUCCCACUAACUCAUUUGUGGAAAUAUCUAUAUUACUAUUAUUUCCAUUCAGUUUUGCUAACUUUUUGUCCUGUGAUAUGCAAGUUGGUACAUUUCUUAAAGGAAGAAAUAUAUAAUUUAGGAGGAGUUGAUGUGUUCAUUCUAGACUAAAAUAAGCUAUUUCAGAAAGUCUGUGUAUACCGGUGCUGUGUAUACAAGAUGUUUCAUGAAUAUUUUUCCUCCAAUUUCUCAGAAAAUAAAUAUUGUAAAUGUUUAUAUCUGUUAAAGGUUGAUUCAUGGUGUCACUGAUAUAUCAAUAAAACUGCCUUGAGAAGUA